AUGGCAUCAACCACUAAAGGGAAGUCAGUAAGAAAGACUGACUUUGCAUUGGACAGGUCAAAGAGUUUGUCAUUUGAUUGGACAGAAUUUGAGAGGGUAUUUGCAUCAGGCAGGAUUCGAGCGCUUGGUGAGUUUCUUAUCAGAAAUCUCGAAGAUCAUCGCAAAACAUCUGAACGUGAUGUUCGCAGCAAGGUGCUCGACUUUCACCAUCCACAUCAGCUGCGAGAGCAAAUGGAUCAUUGACUUUAUGUUGACGAGAAGCCACGAGAUUUGGAGCAAGUACUGAGUGACUGUAAAGAAACGUUGAAGUAUUGCGUUAAAACUGCCCAUCCAAGAUUUCUGAACCAAUUAUCAACUGGUAUUGACAUAAUUGGUCUUUCCGCUGAAUGGGUCACCGCCGCUGCUAAUACUAACAUGUUCACCUAUGAAAUGGCUCCAGUGUUUACCCUUAUGGAGGAAGUGAUUCUUGUGCGCAUGCGUCGAUUUAUUGGUUGGACGGAUGGUGAUGAAAUAUUUGCUCCAGGUGGCGCCAUUUCCAACCUAUAUGCUAUGCUAGCUGCUCGACACGCAGCAAAUCCAAAUAUUAAAGAGAAAGGAAUGGCGAAUGGUUUACAGUUUGCAGUCUUUACGUCUGUACAGAGUCAUUUUUCUGUCAAGAAAGCGGCAAUUCUCCUCGGAAUAGGUCUUAAUAAUGUUUACAGUAUUCCCGCCGAUGAAAGAGGCAGAAUGCGAAGUGUUGAUCUUGAAACAGCAAUACGGCGCUCUGUAGAGCACCGUAUGGUGCCACUCAUGGUAAAUGCAAGUGGUACAACCGUUCUGGGUACGUUUGAUCCCGUGAACGCCAUUGCUGAUGUUUGCGAGCGCUAUGGAGUAUGGCUUCACGUUGACGGAGCAUGGGGAGGGAGCGUUCUGUUUUCCGAGAAAUACAGACAUCUUCUACAAGAUAUAUACAGGGCGGAUUCGAUGACAUGGAACCCCCAUAAAAUGAUGGGUGUCCCAUUACAAUGCUCGGCAAUUUUCUUAAAGAAAAAG
Molecule: messenger RNA, 1032 nt
Organism: Ruditapes philippinarum (Manila clam)
Lineage: Eukaryota; Metazoa; Mollusca; Bivalvia; Venerida; Veneridae
Product: glutamate decarboxylase 1-like
Biological process (GO): carboxylic acid metabolic process
Cellular component (GO): cytoplasm
Molecular function (GO): carboxy-lyase activity; pyridoxal phosphate binding
Source: RefSeq, a predicted model, not a curated record